This is a messenger RNA of Clunio marinus, 424 nucleotides long. NCBI's taxonomy places the organism in Eukaryota, Metazoa, Arthropoda, Insecta, Diptera, Chironomidae. The record is from the annotation of a GenBank genome assembly.
AUGGAUAAAUUUUUAUGUUGUCUGGAACUUGAAGUAGUAGGAAUUUUGCUUGGAUGGUUAACAAUUAUUGGAUUUGGAAUUGGUUAUUUGUAUUUGGGUUACGUUGCUAGAAACCAUAAGAAAUUGAGAUAUUUCUUGGCAUUGAUUGCCAUUGGAAUUUUUGUCACUCCCAUUGCUGUUUUUAGUUUGCAAGUUUCAGUUCCUGUUCAAGCUACAAUAACAAUUAUUGUAGUGCUUAGCCAUAUUUAUGCAUUCAUGUGCAUUUUAACUCUUCACAGAAGAAUUCAAAAUUCUGAUACUUAUCAACAAUUGGCUUAAAUGGAAAGUUGUUAAAAUUAAUUUUAUUCACCCAAUAAUGAAAUGUGAUGACUUGAUGGUAUUUUAAUAAAUAAACAAAUAUUUUCUUAUCUACUCUCAGUGAACA